CGCACUUUCUUUCUCGGUAUUUCAUUCAUAUCGCAAUACCACAGUAUGUUGUCGCUACCUUUUGGGAGACUACCGCAAGAGUUGCGAGACAAAAUAUGGUUGGAGGCCGCAGCAAUUCAAUAUCAGCAGAGAUCCUCCACUGGGAAUUCCAGCAUCGCGGAUGAAUUUCCCGAACCCCACGCGACAGGAAACGAUGCUCUGAAUGACACAAACGGCGAGCCUCUUGAUGAGUAUGAUCCUAAUGUAUUGCCGAAAUUAUGCGUGACCUCUUUCAGCGAACGCCAGCGACAAGCGUUUGUGGGCUACGACAACUUGCCGUCUUCCACAGAAUUGCAGCUACUCAGACUAUACAUCUAUGGUUCCCACCAUAGUGACGCAAUCCGACUGGGCGCCAACGAAUUCCAAACACUGGUCAAUCGACUACCUGUCUCAACCGUGUGUGCAGAUGCCCGUGCUCAAGCUGUCAAAUUUUGCCGAGCCCAAAUCAAAACAGUGAACCUCUUCUACUACAUCGAGGAUCCGACCGCCAAGUACGAUGAGAUCCUUGAACCAGUCUUUACACACAUUCCUGAAGUCAUGGUAACUACUGGACCAUAUAUAGAGGAAUUUCCUCGCGAAUUCAGCUCCGCAGAUCAUCUUGUCGAUGUGAUUAGUCGAAUUUUUGGUACCCGCGUCGAGCGGGUCGUCCUCAGCGCAUGGUCAAACCAUUCCACCUCACUAGAUUUGAUGUAUUGGCCCCAUGCACUGCCCACCAGGCAAUCAGAGACAGCAAAUCCCAUCUAUAUUGACGAACACAACCACAGCCAGUCCACCAUUUACAUGACACCAAACCGAAAUUUUCAUGUGCCGCGACGACUCGAAAAUAAGUGGCGAUUUCGCGUGCGACCGUUCUACUGGCAUCUCCUGAAAUUCUUCGAAAUUCACGACGCUUCGACAGACAAAUUACCACUGCUGAACGGAAUUGAGCUUGAGCAACAUCUCCAGGUUUGGGGCGAGAUAGUGUUGAUGCGGAUCAAAUCACACUAUGAUGAUGGCAUUCUUUGGGCGGAGUUUGGAGAUUAUAAAAAACUCAUGCUUGAUUUCUACAGAAAUGACAUAUAA
Periconia digitata is the source of this 1101-nucleotide messenger RNA. Lineage: Eukaryota; Fungi; Ascomycota; Dothideomycetes; Pleosporales; Periconiaceae. The record is from the annotation of a GenBank genome assembly.